Messenger RNA from Hypomesus transpacificus, 1538 nucleotides. It is a transcript of the gene adob, whose product is annotated as 2-aminoethanethiol (cysteamine) dioxygenase b. Gene Ontology annotation, cellular component: mitochondrion. The transcript has a single exon. NCBI's taxonomy places the organism in Eukaryota, Metazoa, Chordata, Actinopteri, Osmeriformes, Osmeridae. The record is from RefSeq and is a predicted model, not a curated record. Gene Ontology annotation, molecular function: oxidoreductase activity, acting on single donors with incorporation of molecular oxygen, incorporation of two atoms of oxygen. Bases 319 to 1080 code for a protein of 253 amino acids.
CGUGGUGCGUAAGCUAUGUUUUCUUUGCGGACGUGUUUGACAGAAAGCUUCAAAUGGGGUUUUGACGAUGAGAGAUCUAUAGUUGUUACAUCAAACCCGAUUUCUUGAUAAUCAGUCUUAAUGGUGGUUAUCGUACUAUUUUUUAUGAUAUAGGGUAAAGACCAAACAUUUUCAGUCGGUUAAAGAGGAAGUGCAGAAAGGUUAGCUGGUUAGCUAGCAUUUGCUGACCGCGAGCCCAGAAGUCAGCGUGAUUGAAUGAGUCACGUUUGCCAACCUUCGAGCUUGUAGCAUUGGACUGCUGGAAUUACACAAUCCGUUAUGAUGCCCAGAGACAACAUGACCUGCCUCGUCAAGAAAAUUGCCCGACAGGCUCUUGUUACGUUUAGAAAUCCGUUUGCUGUGGGGGAGGCUAAUAAAGCUUUCCUGGAAAACCAAACUAAACUGAAGACUCUCAUGACUGAAGUUAGAGCUGAGGAUCUAAAACUCGUUGCGAGAAAAGUUGACAGCUCCCCGAUAUCUCCACCACAUAGCCCACCGGUCACAUACAUGCACAUAUGUGAAACGGACACUUUUAGCAUGGGAGUGUUUCUACUAAAGAGCGGCGCCUCCAUACCGCUACAUGACCACCCGGGGAUGCAUGGCAUGUUGAAAGUUAUGUACGGCAAGGUCAGGAUCACCUGCUUCGAUAGGGUGGAUAAACUUCCAACAGCGACCAGCAGCAGUGACACGCCUUUCAGCCCACCGUUCCAGAAAGGGGCACUGAGGCUUUCUGUGCUGAGGUCGACGGGAGAGUACACCGAGGAGAGCGAACCGUGUAUGUUGAGUCCGGACAGGGACAACCUUCACCAAAUCGACGCCGUAGAUGGACCGACUGCUUUCCUUGACAUCUUGGCACCCCCAUAUGACCCAGACGACGAGAGGGACUGUCAUUACUACAAAGUUCUUGACCCUGUGGUGGACACCGAGGCCAAAAAGACAGAGUCACAAAACCAGAAAGAAGUGUGGGUGAUGGAGAUAUCCCAGCCUGCAGACUUCUGGUGUGGAGGGGAACCCUAUCCAGGCCCUGAGGUCUCCAUCUGAAGAUUAGAUUACAAGGCCAGGAUGAUUAGACUAGUUAAGAGAUUUGUGAUCAGUUUAUUUUCAGGACUCUGUCACAUAGUUUUUGUAAGUUCUAUUGAGUUCUCUUAAUAAUGGUAAUAGUGGGCUGUCACCCUGGUGUGGGCAACGGAGUGGGAGGUGUCUAUGAAAAAGCACUUAGUUGGGCCUUUGCUCACAAUUGUCUGAAACCCUUUUUGAUGUGGAAGGGACUGUGAAUCAGUCACUGUGUAAUGAAAACGGUGAAGCAGUACAGAAGUGUGGUCUGGUUUGCUUAUAAAGUAUGUGUAAUCUGUAGUUAAUAAAUGAUAAAUCAUGCAGGCCAUGGCCAUUGAGGCAAUAGGGUGGGUUUCUAUGAUCUUAUGUUAUCUAACAUGAAAGCAUUUGGCACAAUUCAUUGGGAUAUGCAGUCUCAAAAAUCAUAUAUUAAAAGUUACACAAUG